Molecule: messenger RNA, 3325 nt
Organism: Pectinophora gossypiella (pink bollworm)
Lineage: Eukaryota; Metazoa; Arthropoda; Insecta; Lepidoptera; Gelechiidae
Gene: Abd-b
Product: homeobox protein abdominal-B
Exons: 6
Coding region: 475-1530 (351 amino acids)
Biological process (GO): regulation of transcription by RNA polymerase II
Cellular component (GO): nucleus
Molecular function (GO): RNA polymerase II cis-regulatory region sequence-specific DNA binding; DNA-binding transcription factor activity, RNA polymerase II-specific
Source: RefSeq, a predicted model, not a curated record
CCAAGCGCGCGCGCCUGUAAUUUCGCGGUGCUCGCGGCGCGCAGGCGCGUACGUAUGCCGGACCAAAAUGGCGGCGGGUUUCCAACUUUGAAUUUAAUUUUCGAACUGAAAGUGGUUCAGCAGACGGCGAUAAGCGUAGACGCAACUAUUUUCCAUGGGAAAUCACUGUAACGGUCUCGACGCGCGCACCGACGUUUGCCCUCCUCUUAUCGGCUGUGUUAACCGGACAUUGAUUUUUUCAGUGCUACAUGUAUGUUUAUAACUCGGCAUUAAAGUUAUGACUCAGAUUCAAUUAUGUGCUACAACAAUUAGGAGAUUAUGGAUUAUUUAUCUCAUCAAGAUGGUAUGAAUCAAGAGACAGACGUUUAAAUAUCCUGCAAGACGUAGCCUUAAAGGCGUUAGCGGGUAAGGUUCGGGCGCGGCACAAUCGCGGUCGACCUUACUAACAGGUGAGGCGGCGGCGUCACACAGAUCAUGAUACUAAGAUUGCCGUGUCCUUUUACGCAGACGUCGCUAGCGAGUUUACGACAAGCGCCCGCAUCCGGCCACUCCGCCGGGCCGGCCUGGUGGACCAUGAUGAACGGGGUCGGCGGCGCGCUCUACGAGGAGCCGCACGCGUCGCCGCCAGGCGGCUCGCCGCCGGCCGCCCCCGCCGCCGCGCCGCCCUCGGCCUCCAGCGCCUCGCCCGCCUCUGUGGGCUCCAAUCCCCCGCAGCCCCCGCUGCACAUCCCGGCCAAGCGGUAUGGGGAGCCCGAGCCCGGGGUCAUCCGGCACGCGCAGCAGCCCUGGGGCUACGAUGCUCCCGCCUCCUUUGAGCACCAGUACCCUGCCGGCCCGACUUAUUACAACCUGCCCGGGGAGAGAGAUCGCAAGUCGACUCUACCCUUCUGGCCUGCGAGUAGUGGGGAAUACAAACCGUACGCAGACGGCGGUUGCCACCAGGGCUUCUCACAACCCUGUUGGAACUACCCGUAUGGGGCACCGCGAGGUGACCAGCCUCUACCCUACGUUGGCAGCGAGGAGCGUCGAACGGCAGUCUCCGAGGCAUCCGGCUUCUCACAUGACUAUGGGCUCCGGAACUACGCGCCGGAGACGGUUUCGAGUGCACCGUAUCCUCCACCGGGCACCUUACCAGGUUCCCUUUCGAUGUCGGUGGGGGUGGGCGUCGGCUGUGGCUCCUCGAACCCUCUCGACUGGACCGGACAAGUAACGGUGCGCAAAAAGCGCAAACCAUACUCAAAGUUCCAAACCCUCGAGCUAGAAAAAGAGUUCCUUUUCAAUGCGUAUGUAUCGAAACAGAAGAGAUGGGAGUUGGCGCGGAAUCUCAACCUGACGGAGCGGCAGGUGAAGAUAUGGUUCCAGAACCGGCGAAUGAAGAACAAGAAAAACUCGCAGCGGCAGGCGGCGCAAGCGGCGCAGAACAACAACAACAACUCGAACGCGAACAACCACAACCACCACGGUGGGCACCACCACGCGCCGCACCACGUGGCGCUGCACCACGCGCCGCCUGCCAAGCACCACCAGUGACCCACGCCCUUCUCUGGGACUUACCCCCUUCACCACGGUAUAGCCAGCUAAAUCCACCGGGAAGGAGAGCACAAGUUCCGAAGGACUCAGUGUGGAGUGGUACUUAAAGGUUCCGGGAGGAUUAGUUCACGUCCAAUGUUGGUUACCCAUAGACUAGCGAUGCUGUACCGGCCAGUACGUAACGGACGAUGUGGCUCGCGCCGCGCCGAGUCCCAGAGAAUCUCAUAGUAAGAUAAAAUGUGUUGUCGAUUUGUGUAUAGUAUUAAUUACGAAAUUAUGUUCUGUAAUUUUAACGAGACUAAGUACAUGAGUAGAUAACGAUUCCUGAUAUUAAUAAUGUCUAGUAUAGCGCUGAUAUGUAUUUGAAAUUGAUUUAAGUACGAAUUUUAAAGACGUCACCGAUGAAUUAUAGUUUCUAGAUAGUUUAUUGAAAAUAAAUUUUGUAAAAUAUUUUGUGAGACUGCUUAUUGUUGUAUUCGUAUCGCUGUUCAGAGGGUGUUUAGUCUUAAUCAGUUAACUUUUACUUUCGUUACCAAAUUGUUGAAUUACUCGGGUUGCUUUGAUGGCAGAUGUUCGCGACGUUCUCGUGACAUCAUUGGGUACGUCACUAGCAGACACACUUCAAGAAAUACAAGCAUAAGCAAAUAUCAUCACACUAUGAUCAAAUAUUUAUUACUGUUUUAAUUUCUUAUCUCAUAAUUCGUGAAUUUUGUUAUUUAAAUUAUGGAUUUCUGACAAAGCUUUAACUCGGUUCCAGUAGAAUUAUACAAUAAGUUACUGUUAUGACUUUUUUAAUAUUGAAGUUGAUGUUAUAAUCAAUUAAUUAGGUAAUAUGGGCAAGUGCAUUAAUAUUGUCCCUUUGAAUUAUUGUGCUUUAGCCAGUCUAUUACUUUUUUAUUUUUGUUUUACUUGAAUAUUUUAUUAUUUAUUUAUACAUGAGUAUAAUUGCAAUAUAUUAAAUAGUUACGUUCACUAGAGUCCUCCGAAUGAAGUCUCUCUUACGUCGUGUACAAAUAUAAUUUGAAUUGUCUCAUUUAGUGUGGGGGCCUUGUGACCCCGCGUUAGGAUAUCAUCUUUGUACUACUUAGCUACAUCUUCCCUAUUUUAUCAUAUUAUAUCUAUGUAAUAAAUGUUUUAUUGUAAACUUAGUAGUUUACUCGAAUCUAAUUCAUAAAAUCUGUAUUGUCCCGUAAUUUAAUGGUAAAAUAAAUUAGAUGUUUUUGUACAAAUGGCGACCUCGUCUAGGCGACCGAAUUUCUAUAUAAUUUGAAGGCAUCUAUGGAUACCUGUGUUCUUGCGACAUAGAUGAUUAAGCAAUUGUAUCAUACUGUAACCGCAGCUGUAACCAGUGACUAAAUGUAUUUGUACUCAUAGAAUUAUCUGAAAAGCAGUGAUAUUCGACCAAAAUUCGGCGUCGAGGGGAAGAAUAUACUCAUAAAACUCGUCAGCAUUAUAAUGUAAUUGGGCGAAGUACUUAAGCUGCGUGCUAAGUGAGCUUUUAAAACCUAACUAUUGCUUUUCAGAUACCGCUACCGGUCGCUUGUGUAACGACUGUAUAUUCAACGAUUUCAGUAGAUACUACGACUAGAACCUUAUUUACCUAAACUAUAUAAUGUAAUAAUUAAAGGUCUCGUAAUUAUUAUUGUACAGAUAAAUUAAUGUAGUUAAUCACGCCAGAAAAUGUGAGGUUUUGUUAAGUAUAAUGUAUAAUUAAAUGAAUGUGCUCUCGACAGUUUUAUGACGAAUUUAGAAAAGAAUGUAUGAAAGGGGAAAAAAUUAAAUAUUUCGUCGUGUC